AUGGCUAAUCAAUCUGCUCCAUUCAACUUUGUGCUAGUUGGAUUUCCAGGACUACCUCAGAAUCACCACACUUUGGUUUCUUCAGCCAUGUUCGUUGUUUUCAUAGUGUCCCUAUUUUCAAAUAGUGCUGUGGUUAUAUUAAUAGUGUGGAAGAAACAUCUCCACGAGCCAAUGUACGUGAUUAUAGCAAACCUAUCCCUUUCUGACCUACUGUUUGAUAUAAUAACUUUACCUAAAAUCAUUGCCAGGUAUUGGUUUGGUGCAAUAUAUAUGUCCUUUUUUGACUGUAUGUUCCAACUUUUUUGGGUCCAUUACUUAGGAACCGUUGAUUCCUUCAUAAUAAUGAUGAUGGCGAUUGAUCGCUAUGCUGCUAUCUGCAUGCCGCUGAGAUAUCCUGCCCUCAUCACUAACAAACGUGCUGCAUUUAUUUGCGGAUUUUUUUGGAUUCUGGCAUCUAUAUUUCCUGCCGUCAACUCUAUCUGGCAUGCUCAAUUUCCUUAUUGUGAUUCUAGAAAGAUAAGCAAUUGCUUCUGCGUUAGCUUUGCAGUAACGUCACUGGCCUGUGGCAACACCAACUUUGUAAGCAAAAUGGCUUUUUGGUUUGCAAUGGCUAUACUUCUUCUGCCAUUAUCUUUAAUUAUAUCUUCAUACAUUGUCAUCAUUAACACAGUCUUUAAUUCAGUUAAACUUGGAGGCCGUCAGAAAGCUAUUUAUACGUGUACUACACACUUGAUUGUUAUUGGAAUGUACUAUGGUCCUCGUGUAUUUGUUUAUGUGGCAUACCAGCUGAAAUUAGUUCCUAGCCUCGAUAUAAACGUUUUGCUUUUAUUUCUAUACACAUUUAUUCCACACAUGGCAAAUCCUAUUAUAUAUUGUCUUAGAGCCAGAGAGAUAAAACAGACUAUUGGAAAGCUAUUUAAGCUGAAAUUAACUUUUAAAAUUGAAGGUAAUUUUUCACGGUCAAACAACCUCGGUAUAUUGAGUAAUGCAUGA
Bombina bombina (fire-bellied toad) is the source of this 993-nucleotide messenger RNA. RefSeq names its product olfactory receptor 2AT4-like. The record is from RefSeq and is a predicted model, not a curated record. The coding region runs from base 1 to 993 and encodes 330 amino acids. Gene Ontology annotation, molecular function: G protein-coupled receptor activity; olfactory receptor activity. Gene Ontology annotation, biological process: G protein-coupled receptor signaling pathway. Lineage: Eukaryota; Metazoa; Chordata; Amphibia; Anura; Bombinatoridae. Gene Ontology annotation, cellular component: membrane. The transcript has a single exon.